Molecule: messenger RNA, 648 nt
Organism: Penaeus chinensis
Lineage: Eukaryota; Metazoa; Arthropoda; Malacostraca; Decapoda; Penaeidae
Exons: 4
Coding region: 1-648 (215 amino acids)
Source: RefSeq, a predicted model, not a curated record
AUGAAGACUCGCCGCCCUCCCCCCUCUGCCUGUAUCCUGGCGGUGGCACUGGCGUGGGGCCUCCUGAGCGCCCCGGCUGCGGCGGCCGAGGAGCCUCCAGCGCUGUCCUUGAGGGCGGCGCCGAAUGACACCGUGUUCCUGGUGGAGGGAAAGGACAUCGACGAGGCGAGUGUUAACCUGACCGUCCCCGGGAUCAGUCGAUGCGAUUGUCGACUGGCUUGCCUCGAGCACGACUGGUGCCUGGCCGUGGCCGUGUCUGAUGACAGCGGCCAGAAGCUGCAGUGCCGUCUGUCGGAUCGCGGUCCGGAGGCGCACAGCCUCGUGGACACGACCAAUACGACUUACAUCUACUGGGAAGCCUCGCUGCCUUCCUUCAGCGUCCGGGGCAAAGAGGCGGACAACCUGUUCUACAUCGAAGCUAAGAAAUCCCAGAAUGUCGUGGCUGCGAGGGAGAUGUGCCAGAGUGUCCCGGGAUUCCGUCUGGGGGUGUACAAGACAGAAACGCAGUUGCAGGUCCUGGUGGACAUGGCAAAAGAAGGCGAGCGCUGGGAACCACAGAUAGAAGAACGGGAGGAGAGGAAAGGGAAGCUAGUGCUGACGCGGUUGAGCUUAGUCCUUGCCCGCCGUGGUGCCCAGCCACAGCAAUAA